AUGUCGUUUGAAGUCGGUACACGAUGCUGGUAUCCUCACAAAGAAUUGGGCUGGAUUGGGGCGGAAGUGAUCAAGAAUGAGUUCAAUGAUGGUCAGUAUCAUCUGGAAUUGCAAUUGGAGGACGAUGAAGUGGUAUCUGUUGACACAAAAGAUUUGAAUAACGAUAAGGAUCAAUCUUUGCCGCUUCUUAGAAACCCUCCCAUUCUAGAAGCCACGGAAGAUUUAACGUCUCUAUCAUAUCUAAAUGAGCCAGCAGUCUUACACGCGAUCAAACAACGGUAUUCUCAAUUGAACAUCUACACAUACUCGGGUAUUGUGUUGAUUGCUACUAACCCUUUCGACCGCGUGGACCAGCUUUAUACCCAAGACAUGAUUCAGGCUUAUGCGGGCAAGCGAAGGGGUGAAUUGGAACCUCACUUGUUUGCCAUUGCUGAAGAAGCCUAUAGAUUAAUGAAAAAUGAUAAACAGAACCAGACAAUUGUGGUGAGUGGUGAGUCUGGUGCCGGUAAAACGGUCUCUGCUAAGUAUAUUAUGCGUUAUUUCGCUUCUGUGGAAGAGGAAAACUCGACAACUGUGCAACAUCAAGUAGAAAUGUCUGAAACUGAACAAAAGAUUCUGGCUACAAACCCUAUAAUGGAAGCAUUUGGUAACGCAAAGACUACCAGAAACGAUAAUUCUUCCAGAUUUGGUAAGUAUCUUGAGAUUUUAUUUGAUGAAAACACGUCUAUCAUCGGGGCAAGAAUUCGCACAUACCUACUGGAGCGUUCCAGAUUAGUUUACCAACCUCCAAUCGAAAGAAACUACCACAUAUUUUAUCAAUUGAUGGCUGGUUUACCAGCCCAAAUUAAAGAGGAGCUACACCUUACAGAUGCCUCGGAUUAUUUCUAUAUGAACCAAGGUGGCGAUACCAAGAUCAAUGGUAUUGACGAUUCUAAGGAGUACAAAAUCACCGUAGAUGCGUUGACUUUAGUCGGCAUCACCAAGGAAACUCAGCACCAAAUAUUCAAGAUAUUAGCCGCACUUCUACAUAUUGGUAACAUAGAAAUCAAGAAAACUAGAAACGAUGCCUCACUAUCUGCUGAUGAGCCAAACCUGAAACUCGCGUGCGAAUUGCUUGGAGUUGACGCGUACAACUUUGCUAAAUGGGUCACAAAAAAACAAAUUAUCACAAGAUCAGAGAAGAUUGUUUCAAACUUAAACUAUAACCAGGCUUUGGUUGCCAAAGAUUCUGUUGCCAAGUUCAUUUAUUCUGCUCUUUUUGAUUGGCUUGUGGAAAACAUUAACACAGUAUUAUGCAACCCAGCCGUCAAUGAUCAAAUUAGCUCAUUUAUCGGUGUCUUAGAUAUUUAUGGAUUUGAACACUUUGAGAAAAAUUCAUUUGAACAGUUUUGUAUCAACUAUGCGAACGAAAAAUUACAACAAGAGUUUAAUCAACAUGUUUUCAAAUUGGAACAAGAAGAAUACGUUAAAGAAGAAAUUGAGUGGUCGUUUAUAGAAUUUAAUGAUAAUCAACCUUGUAUUGAUCUGAUUGAGAAUAAAUUGGGUAUUUUAUCACUACUUGAUGAAGAAAGUAGAUUACCUGCCGGUUCUGACGAAUCUUGGACUCAGAAAUUAUAUCAAACUUUGGACAAAUCUCCUACUAAUAAAGUUUUCUCUAAACCGAGAUUUGGUCAAACUAAAUUUAUUGUGAGUCAUUAUGCCCUAGAUGUGGCAUAUGACGUGGAGGGAUUCAUUGAAAAAAAUAGAGAUACCGUCUCUGACGGACAUUUAGAAGUGCUAAAGGCAUCUACCAACGAGACAUUGAUUAAUAUAUUGGAAGGAUUAGAAAAAGCUGCCAAAAAAUUGGAAGAAGCUAAAAGACUUGAAUUGGAACAAGCCGGUAGUAAAAAACCGGGACCAACAAGAACAGUUAAUAGAAAACCUACUCUAGGUUCCAUGUUCAAGCAAUCUUUGAUUGAACUAAUGAAUACCAUUAACUCAACUAAUGUCCAUUACAUUCGUUGUAUAAAGCCUAAUGCAGAUAAGGAAGCUUGGCAAUUUGAUAAUUUAAUGGUAUUAUCUCAACUCAGAGCAUGCGGUGUUUUAGAAACCAUUAGAAUAUCUUGUGCUGGUUUUCCCUCUAGAUGGACUUUUCAAGAAUUUGUUUUAAGAUAUUACAUUUUGAUACCACAUGAACAGUGGGACCUAAUUUUCAAGAAAAAGGAAACCACAGAAGAAGACAUCAUAUCAGUCGUGAAAAUGAUUUUAGAUGCUACCGUAAAGGAUAAAUCCAAAUACCAAAUUGGUAAUACAAAAAUCUUCUUUAAAGCAGGUAUGCUUGCAUAUUUGGAAAAACUGAGGAGCAAUAAAAUGCAUAAUUCUAUCGUCACCAUUCAAAAGAAAAUCAGAGCAAAAUAUUACCGCAACCAGUAUUUGCAAACGUGUCACGCCAUUAAACAUGUGCAGAGCAACAUUAAGGGAUUUAUCAUUCGUCAACGCGUUGAGAAUGAAAUGAAAGUUGAUUGUGCCACUCUAUUGCAAGCCGCUUAUAGAGGUCAUGCGAUUCGUGCUAAUGUGUACAGUGUAUUGGAAACCAUCAUAAAUCUGCAAACGAAGAUUAGAAAGGAACUAAAACAAAGACAACUAAGACAGGAACAUGAAUAUAACGCUGCGGUGACUAUUCAGAGUAAAGUCAGAACUUUCGAGCCAAGAUCUAAAUAUUUGCACACUAAGAGGAAUACUGUUGUCGUCCAAUCAUUAGUCAGAAGAAGAGCUGCUCAACGAAAAUUGAAGCAAUUGAAAGCAGACGCUAAAUCGGUCAAUCAUUUAAAAGAAGUAAGCUAUAAAUUGGAAAAUAAAGUUAUUGAGUUAACGCAAAAUCUAGCAUCUAAGGUCAAAGAAAAUAAAGAAAUGACAGAAAGGAUCAAAGAAUUACAAGUUCAGGUGGAGGAAAGUGCCAAAUUACAAGAAACAUUGGAAAACAUGAAAAAGGAGCACUUGAUUGAUAUUGAUAAUCAAAAGACAAAAGAUAUGGAGCUGCAAAAAACUAUUGAAGACGAUUUGAAAUCCACCGAGCAAAGUCUAAAAGACGCUCAAUUAGAAUUAGAAGAAAUGGCCAAACAACAUGAUCAAUUGAAAGAAGAUUCUAUGAAAAAAUUGGAAGAAUUAGAGCAAACGAAGAAAUCAUUGGUCGAAUACCAAACCUUAAACGGAGAUUUGCAGAAUGAAGUUAAAUCAUUAAAGGAAGAAAUAGUUAGAUUACAAACUGCCAUGUCACUGGGCACCGUUACGACUAGCGUAUUACCUCAAACACCAUUGAAGGAUGUAUUGGGAGGUGGUGCUCCAAACUACAAUAGUAUGAUGCUUGAAAAUUCGGACUUGUCACCUAAUGACCUGAAUCUAAAAUCUAGAUCCACUCCGUUAUCUGGAAAUAAUCACAUUGAUUCACUGAGUGUCGAUCGUGAAAACGGGGCCAAUGCUACACAAAUUAACGAAGAGCUAUACAGGUUAUUGGAAGAUACUGAAAUAUUGAAUCAAGAAAUUACAGAAGGCUUAUUAAAGGGAUUUGAAGUCCCAGAUGCUGGCGUGGCUAUUCAACUAAGCAAAAGAGACGUUGUUUAUCCCGCUAGAAUUUUGAUUAUUGUUCUGAGUGAAAUGUGGAGGUUUGGGUUAACAAAGCAAAGUGAAAGUUUCCUUGCUCAAGUGUUAACUACAAUUCAAAAAGUUGUCACCCAAUUAAAAGGCAAUGAUUUAAUCCCAAGCGGUGUUUUCUGGUUGGCGAACGUUAGAGAACUGUACUCAUUUGUGGUGUUUGCCUUAAAUUCUAUUCUAACUGAAGAAACAUUCAAAAAUGGUAUGACCGAUGAAGAGUAUAAAGAGUAUGUUUCGUUGGUUACAGAACUAAAAGACGAUUUUGAAGCACUAAGUUAUAAUAUUUACAACAUUUGGUUGAAGAAAUUACAAAAGCAACUGCAAAAGAAGGCCAUCAAUGCUGUAGUUAUCUCUGAAUCGCUACCAGGAUUCAGUGCAGGAGAAACUAGUGGGUUUUUAAAUAAGAUCUUUGCUAACACUGAAGAAUAUACAAUGGACGAUAUUUUGACUUUUUUCAACAGCAUAUACUGGUGUAUGAAAUCUUUCCAUAUUGAAACUGAAGUGUUCCAUGCUGUAGUGACCACUUUGCUCAAUUACGUGGAUGCAAUUUGUUUCAAUGAAUUGAUUAUGAAGCGUAAUUUCUUGUCAUGGAAAAGAGGCCUUCAAUUGAACUAUAAUGUCACUAGAUUAGAGGAGUGGUGCAAGACGCACGGAUUAACCGAUGGUACUGACUGCCUACAGCAUUUGAUUCAAACCGCUAAGCUGUUGCAAGUCCGUAAAUAUACUAUUGAAGAUAUUGAUAUCCUAAGAGGAAUUUGUUAUUCGUUGACGCCUGCACAGUUGCAAAAAUUGAUAUCACAAUAUCAGGUGGCGGAUUACGAGUCUCCAAUUCCACAGGAGAUCUUAAGAUAUGUUGCUGACAUCGUCAAGAAAGAGGCUGCAUUAUCUACAUCAGGCAAUGAUUCUAAAGGUCACGAGCAUAGCAGCGGUAUUUUUAUCACUCCAGAAACAGGUCCGUUCACUGACCCCUUCAGUUUAAUAAAGACCAGAAAAUUCGACCAAGUGGAGGCCUAUAUACCAGCAUGGUUAUCUUUACCUUCAACUAAGAGAAUAGUUGAUCUUGUUGCCCAGCAAGUCGUUCAAGACGGCCAUCAAAAUUAA
Molecule: messenger RNA, 4731 nt
Organism: Saccharomyces mikatae IFO 1815
Lineage: Eukaryota; Fungi; Ascomycota; Saccharomycetes; Saccharomycetales; Saccharomycetaceae
Gene: MYO2
Product: myosin 2
Exons: 1
Coding region: 1-4731 (1576 amino acids)
Biological process (GO): actin filament organization; vesicle transport along actin filament
Cellular component (GO): myosin complex; actin cytoskeleton; vesicle
Molecular function (GO): actin filament binding; ATP binding; microfilament motor activity
Source: RefSeq, a predicted model, not a curated record